UGCUAUGACUCAAAAUUAACUUCAGACAAGUGAGCAAUAAAUAUGGCAAAGAGUGGCAUUUUGGUGAUUUUAUCAGCUCUUCUUCUUACAGUUUGUGUUGUAGCUGAAGAAGAAAAGGAAUAUGUGUUGACUUUGGACCAUUCUAACCUUACUGAUACUAUUUCUAAGCACAACUUCAUUGUUCUUGAAUUCUACGCCCCUUGGUGUGGGCACUGUAAGAGUCUUGCUCCCGAGUAUGAAAAAGCUGCCUCAGAGCUGAGUAGUCACGACCCUCCAAUUGUUCUAGCUAAGUACGAUGCAAGUGAUGAAGCCAAUAGAGAACUUGCAGGACAGUACGAGAUCCAGGGUUUCCCGACUAUCAAGAUCUUGCGGGAUGGAGGAAAGAAAGUUCAAGAAUAUAACGGCCCUCGCGAUGCAGCCGGUAUUGUAGCCUAUUUGAAGAAACAAGUGGGUCCCGCAUCUGCUGAAAUCAAGUCGAAGGAGGAUGCCUCAAACCUUAUUGAUGAGAAAAAGAUCUUUGUUGUCGGUAUAUUUCCAGACCUAUCCGGAGAGAAAUUUGAGAACUAUUUAGCACUAGCUGAAAAACUGCGAGCUGAGAUCGAUUUUGCUCACACUGUUGAUGCUAAACACCUCCCUCGGGGCGGGCCAGUCAAUAAGCCCACUCUUCGUCUUCUAAAGCCAUUUGAUGAACUCUUUGUUGAUUUUGAGGAUUUUCAAGUCGAUGCAAUGGAGAAGUUCAUUGCAGAAUCUAGUAUUCCUAUUGUUACUGUUUUUGACAAUAAACCAGAAAAUCAUCCUUAUGUUAACAAGUUCUUUGAGGGCACCAACGCCAAGACACUCCUAUUUGUGAACUUUAGCACUGAGCUUGAUGCUUUUAAGUCCAAGUACAACGAUGUUGCCGCGCUUUAUAAAGGGGCCGGUGUGAGCUUUCUCUUGGGUGAUGUUGAGGCUGGUGAAGGUGCUUUUGAGUACUUCGGACUGAAGCCCGAACAGGCACCUGUCAUCAUCAUAAUGGACGCUGAUGAUCAGAAGUACAUUAAGGACCAUGUGGAACCUGAUACCAUUGCUGCUUUUUUGAAGGAUUACAAGGAUGGCAAAUUGAAGCCACAUAUAAAAUCGCAGCCCAUCCCUGAAACCAACGAUGAACCUGUUAAGGUGGUUGUUAGGGAUACCCUCCAGGAUAUGGUUUACAACUCAGGAAAAAAUGUACUGUUAGAGUUCUAUGCACCUUGGUGUGGUCACUGCAAGAGCCUAGCUCCAAUUUUGGAUGAAGUGGCUGUAUCAUUUGAAAGCGAUCCAGAUGUUCUGAUUGCUAAACUGGACGCAACCGCAAAUGAUCUCCCGAAAGGUGACUUCGACGUUCAGGGAUUCCCUACUAUAUACUUCAGAUCUGCCUCUGGUAACUUGUCACAGUACGACGGUGGGAGAACAAAAGAGGCGAUCAUCGAAUUUAUCGAGAAGAAUCGUGAUAAGCCUGUUCAGUCAGACUCUGCCAAAGCCGAUUCGGCAAAGGAUGAACUUUAGAGGACUUUGGGAAACAUUCUGUAUUGGCGGAUUCAAGUUUUGUUGGGGAGUUGCUGUUUCCAUUCUCCCCCGCAACCUCCCAUGCGACCCCCUUUCCCGACUGCUGAUCUCCCGAUGCACUUUUCGCUUCCUCUGCUUCCCUUCUAGGUUUUGGUGCUUUUUAGCGCCAAUAGAACGGUUGUAUGUAUCCAUUUAUGUAUCGAAUGUAGGAUAAUAAGUUGUUAUCAAUUGAGAAGCCUACUAUUUUAGCAUCAAUAAAUCUACUUAUCUUCUUGGCCCGAAA
Molecule: messenger RNA, 1807 nt
Organism: Lycium barbarum (goji berry)
Lineage: Eukaryota; Viridiplantae; Streptophyta; Magnoliopsida; Solanales; Solanaceae
Product: protein disulfide-isomerase-like
Exons: 11
Coding region: 43-1524 (493 amino acids)
Biological process (GO): protein folding; response to endoplasmic reticulum stress
Cellular component (GO): endoplasmic reticulum
Molecular function (GO): protein disulfide isomerase activity
Source: RefSeq, a predicted model, not a curated record